GUUCUAACAACGGCGACAUUGCACUAGCUUAUCCACCACCGCCUCCACCGCGCGGCCGCGGCUCUACGGUAUCUUCCGGCGCGGCCGCCGUUGAUUAAGGAGGUGGUUGGAGCAAGUGGGGGAUCGGCGAUGAGCUUCGCGGAUCUGGAGGCGGGGGCGCUCAGAGCUCCCCGGAGCAGGAAGGCGAGGGGCCCCGACGACUUGCGCGCGCUCGUCUUCCAGAUCACCACCGCUGUCGCCUCCUACCGCCGCCUCCUCAACUCGCUCGGCACGCCCAAGGACACCCCCACGCUCCGUGACCAACUGCAGAAGACUAGUCAUAACAUCCUUCAAUUGUCAAAGGAUGCGAAAGAUAAGCUCUGGAGAGCUGCUGAAGCUGACAAGAGCAUUGAUACUAGUGCAGACAAGAGGGUAGCUGAUAUGAAGCUUGCCAAAGAUUUCGCUGCUACAAUGGAGGAGUUCAGGAAACUUCAAAAUCUUGCGAUUCAGAGGGAGAUGGCAUAUAAGCCGGUUGUUCCCCAGAAUGCUCAGUCAAACUAUGCUACAGGUGGCGUAAGUGGUGAUUCUGGUGACAUGCCUGAGCAGCGUGCAUUACUUGCUGAAUCAAAACGGCAAGAGGUGCUGCAAUUGGAUAAUGAAAUUGUUUUCAAUGAAGCUAUCAUUGAGGAAAGGGAGCAAGCCAUUCAAGAGAUCCAGCAACAGAUUGGUGAAGUACACGAAAUGUUUAAGGAUCUUGCUACACUUGUGCAUACCCAAGGAGUUAUAAUUGAGGAGAUCGACACGAACAUUGAAAAUUCUGCAGCAGCAACCAAAGAGGCAAAAACAGAAGUUGCCAAAGCGUCCAAGACUCAGAAAUCAAAUUCAUCUCUGCUUUGCUUGCUUAUGGUAAUCUUUGGGGUCGUGCUGCUUGUUGUGAUAAUAGUUUUGGCAGCUUGAGGCACGCAAUUUUUCAUAUCACGAGUCUGGAAGGUACGCUGUGGAGUUCAAUAUCGAAGAACCUUGCUUAAAGCAUUGAUCUGCGUUUCUGAAAAUGCAUUUGUCUAACCUUGUUGUGUGCUAAAAACUUUCACUAGCCGGGUUUUAGAAGUUUCUCUUUUAAGUUUGUGAUUUGUGAGUGCACGUUCCCGUGUCAUGCGUGAGUUCUUUUUUCAUGGCUUGCCUUGAGUGAACAGUGAUGCUAUUUUUCCUUCUUUGGAAGCUUGCUUGGGUGAGAAAGUUUGCCAUUCUGUAAGUAUAUCAUUGAAUAGAGUGAAACGAUGAUUAUUCAAGCUUGAA
Phragmites australis (common reed) is the source of this 1275-nucleotide messenger RNA. Its product is annotated as syntaxin-22-like. NCBI's taxonomy places the organism in Eukaryota, Viridiplantae, Streptophyta, Magnoliopsida, Poales, Poaceae. Bases 130 to 936 code for a protein of 268 amino acids. The transcript has 7 exons. Gene Ontology annotation, cellular component: endomembrane system; membrane; SNARE complex. Gene Ontology annotation, molecular function: SNARE binding; SNAP receptor activity. The record is from RefSeq and is a predicted model, not a curated record. Gene Ontology annotation, biological process: intracellular protein transport; vesicle fusion; vesicle-mediated transport.